Molecule: messenger RNA, 1095 nt
Organism: Clonostachys rhizophaga
Lineage: Eukaryota; Fungi; Ascomycota; Sordariomycetes; Hypocreales; Bionectriaceae
Source: the annotation of a GenBank genome assembly
AUGGCUACUGACUCGAUUCCAACAUGCCGCUGGGGCAUCAUAACCACCGGCCUUAUCUCGUCAUGGUUUGUGGCCGAUCUGGCCAUGCCUCGCUCGGACGCCAAGGCCAACCACAUUAUCCAAGCCAUCGGAUCAUCGUCUGUCGAGAAGGGCAAUGACUUCGUCGCCAAACACCUCAAGGAUGCUCCAAACCAGAAACCCGCCGUCUACGGGAGCUACGCUGAGGUGUACAAUGACCCCAACGUUGACUGUAUUUACAUCGGCAGCCCGCACGGUUUCCACAAGCGCGACUGUCUGGAGGCUAUUGCGGCGGGCAAAAAUGUGCUGUGUGAAAAGGCUUUCGCGAUCAAUGCCGCAGAGGCGAGGGAGGUCUUCGACGCGGCGAAGAAGAAGGGCGUUUAUGUCGCCGAGGCCAUGUGGCUUCGACAUCGACCUAUGGUGGCUGAACUGAGAAAGAUCCUAUAUGAGGACAAGACAAUUGGCGAGGUGUUCAGAACAACUUCCGACUUCCAGAUGUAUGUCGACAUGGCGAAUCUCCCCUCGACCUCACGCCUCAGAAACCUCGACCUUGGAGCUGGAUCAUUGCUAGAUAUUGGUAUUUACCCCCUCACAUGGAACAUCUUGACUCUGGAGCCAGAUGCCCCUGCUCCUCGUCCUAAACCCAAGAUUUUGGCCGCCCAAUCAUUUGUUGAGGGCGUUGAGGUCACUACAAGUGCCAUUCUGCAUUAUCCUGAGAGCGGUCGUCAAGGCAUUAUAACCUCUACUACUGAGAAGAGAAGUGGAUCAAAGAAGAUCGUCGCUACAAUUGACGGCACAAAUGGUUUCAUCGAGGUGGAGGGACAGGCGCCAUCUCAUCCACACUCAUUCACCGUAUACCCCAAGUGGACUGGAGAUGAGAAGCCGGAGGGCAAGAAGUAUGACUUCGUGCGGCCACAGCAGGGCUUCAUCUACGAAGCUGAUAACACUGCUUUGGACCUGGCAGCAGGAAAGAAGGAGAGCGCUAUUAUGCCCUGGAGCGAGACCAUCCGGGUCCUGGAGAUUAUGGACGAGAUCAGGCGCCAGGGAGGGACUGUAUAUCCUGUGGACAAGGCUUGA